CAGGCCGUUGAACUGCUCCAUCAGCGGCACGUCGCACAUCUAGAUCUCUCUCUCGGGAAUAUCCUGAUAUCCUUGGACACUGAAUGCUUCUGGGGACAGCAGCUGUACGCCAAUCACCCGUACAUCAUUGAUUUCGAACUGUCAAAGACGCUCGAGUUCGGGCCCGGAGAACAGACCGCAAUUGAACUCCCAUCGGAGUCGAUUCAUGUCGAAAAUUUCGGCCACACACACCUUGACCCAUAUUCAUUCGAUGUGUGGCUGCUUUCCAAAGCUCUCGAAAGCGGCCCUUUGAUGCUCACGUACAACAACGACUUAUCGACUGUACCAUGGAUUAUCAGGUGGUACAUCGGAUGGCUGAGGGGCAACGAGGCCGGCUGCCUCGGUGUAUGCACCUGUCGUCCUACCGUGACCCGAGCCCGAUGGGUCCUCCGGGGUAUACGGACAUGGGUAUGCAUAGGCGAGAGCAUCACUGGCCUUUUCGGUCUCCGUGCACUGUAUCAGAGACUCCGGUAUUCGGCUUUGUCCGUGCCCUAG
Epithele typhae is the source of this 534-nucleotide messenger RNA. RefSeq lists its product as uncharacterized. The annotation marks the transcript as partial. The record is from RefSeq and is a predicted model, not a curated record. Lineage: Eukaryota; Fungi; Basidiomycota; Agaricomycetes; Polyporales; Epitheliaceae. The transcript is spliced from 3 exons. Gene Ontology annotation, biological process: protein phosphorylation. Gene Ontology annotation, molecular function: protein kinase activity; ATP binding.